Molecule: messenger RNA, 1359 nt
Organism: Babesia sp. Xinjiang
Lineage: Eukaryota; Apicomplexa; Aconoidasida; Piroplasmida; Babesiidae
Exons: 4
Coding region: 1-1359 (452 amino acids)
Source: RefSeq, a predicted model, not a curated record
AUGAAAUGGUCAAAUGUAGUCGCAAAUAUAGCUACUAUAUAUAUCAUAAGCUUCGCAGCUGGUAUGCAUCUGAAACACCAUUCUAAUUCUUCAAGAGUACGAAAAGGUGUAGAUGAGUACCCGUUACAGCACUCAAGUAGUAGCCCGCAUAAAAAAUACCAUAAACGUGAUCCUCUACGUAAUGAUGACAAACAUUUAGAGCUUGAUAAUGCGCUUGGAAAUGAUAUUGACGUUAACAGGGAAGAAGAUGAUCCAGACAGUUUGUUUGGUGCUCUAAACAGCAAAAAUGAGACGCAUCAAGGAACCAAACACCAGCGCGAUUCCCAUGUGGAUCAACCGAACAUGGGUGGGGAUAGUUCAGCUGUACAAGAGAAAGAGAAAUGCGACGUGAUCGACGGUACCCAUCCGCAUGAAAGCGUCAAAGGACUAGAAUACCUUGGUUGUGGAUAUGAUGUUACCAAAUCAAAGCCAUUCGGUGACGGCGAAACCUUCCUUGACACUGGAUACACACAACCAGUCAUCCAAUUUGAAUGGCCAUGCGAAAACAAUGAUAAGUCACCUAUAAUACCACUAGGUGUUUGGGUCAGACGAGAACCAGCAUGCCAUAGAGGACAUGAGAAGCGUGAAAUACAAAGUGAAGAGUCACUAGCAUCUAUGCUAUCUGAGGACGUGAACUCGUUCAUUGGUGUAGGUGAACUAGGUGUGAAUUCCGUGAAACAAUCAAGGGACAUCAAAGCGUUAUCAAAUAUCGCUAAAAAACAUACUUUCGCUUUGAAGUCAAAUUGCGCUGUGUUCACUACGGGCAUGUUGUUGUCCUCAGAAUGGAACGUAACCAGGGCAUUCAACAAUGCCACAAAACUCCUACUGGAAUUCCCAAACAUGGAUAAGUGUAACGCAGUGGAAAAUUACCGGCUAGACACAUCCUGCAAGGAAUACUACAAAAUCUGGGAAGGCUUCUUCAACAGUUAUGGGACGCACGUUAUUUCGAGGCUCACUAUGGGUGGUAAAAUUUUGCAGAUCUUCGAUAGCCUCGAAGCUAUGGAAAAUAGUGCAAAGUCCCACCAAAGAAAUGCCAGAGUAGACUUCAAUUUCUCUCUAAUAACUGGCAAUCUAACCAAAGAACAGGAGAAAGAAAGCGAAAUAGCUGAAAGAGCAAAACAUCAAAAUAGCAAGAUUUUUAUCAUGGGAGGUGACGAUUUCAUCUCCGCAGACACACCUUAUGGGUUCAGGAGCUGGGUGGAAAGCAUUGAACAUAACGCAAUGCCUAUCAACAUACAGCUUACACCCAUAUCACAAUUCAUUCCACAAGAAAUCAGAAAGCACUUCUGGCGGGCAUUGAAGAUAUAUAGUGGAACUUAG